Messenger RNA from Colletotrichum phormii, 888 nucleotides. RefSeq lists its product as uncharacterized. The coding region runs from base 1 to 888 and encodes 295 amino acids. The transcript has a single exon. NCBI's taxonomy places the organism in Eukaryota, Fungi, Ascomycota, Sordariomycetes, Glomerellales, Glomerellaceae. The record is from RefSeq and is a predicted model, not a curated record.
AUGAGCCAGCGUGAUCAGACCACCUCGUCAGGUCGGCUGAACGGCCUACACUAUUCCUUCGGAACCAGUGGCACUGGUCAUUCGUUCACAUGGAGCCCUCCGGCCUCUUCUGGAUCUCAGAACCAACUGAACCAUGCGGAGUUACCCCCUGAAAAGCGUCGAAGGCUCAAUGAGGUCCAGGUCAACUUUGAAGCGGAAGGAGUCGCCAAAAUCCGGCUGGGCGAGGGCAUGACACUUGACUUCACAUCGAAUCACAGAGAAGCGAAGAAAAAGCUUUCGGAUGUUGAAGCUGAGCGAGACCAGCUUCUACAGCGACUUGAUGAGACAGGCAAGAGCCACGAGGAGGCUCUCUCGAAAGUCAAAUCUGAGCGAGAGGAGUCUAUACGUGAUCUUCGUGAAGCCAGAUUGCUUUACGACAGGAUUACUUCCGCCAGCAGAGCUGAGAUGGCUAAGCUUCAGCAACAGCUGAAACAGGCCAAAGAAGAUAAUGAGAAGACGGAGCUGGAACUGGAAAAUGCGGAGGAUGAAGUCGAACGAUCGACCAUCGGCUCCCUUGACUCCAUGGAUACCGAGAUUUCUCCUUUGGUCAGAACCAUCAGAUAUCUACGAAACGACCACAGCAAGACGCUUGCACGUAACAAUAAGACUAUCGCUAAUAUCAAGAAGGAGCUUCAGAGCUCUCGAGACAAUCAUCGAGCUGUCUCGGGUUUAUUGAAGAUGCGCGAGAGGGAACUUGAGGCUUGUCGCGACCACAAUGCCAAGAGAAUCGACGGACUUCGUGAAUUCAAUACGAAAUACAUGGGCGAGAUUGGUAGCCUGCGGUCCAAGGUGAAAGAGCUCCAGGAUGCCUUGGACAAGCAGAAAGAAAAAACAAUCAUCGAACUAUAG